Molecule: messenger RNA, 7335 nt
Organism: Myotis brandtii (Brandt's bat)
Lineage: Eukaryota; Metazoa; Chordata; Mammalia; Chiroptera; Vespertilionidae
Gene: LRP8
Product: low density lipoprotein receptor-related protein 8, apolipoprotein e receptor
Exons: 19
Coding region: 1-2718 (905 amino acids)
Molecular function (GO): calcium ion binding; protein binding
Source: RefSeq, a predicted model, not a curated record
AUGCGUUUCCGGGGACCCCUGCACGCUGCCGAGCAAGAGGGGCUGCGAGCAAGAGGGGCAGGUGCCCGCAGCGCCCGGGGCAUGGGUCUCGGCGUGUUUGGGGGCUCCCUGUGGGAUGUGUCUGCGUGGAUCCUUGACUAUGGGCCGAGAGACCCUGCCCGCUGCCUGGACUGCAGGGUCCGCGGUCCAUCUCACGCCCCGUCUCCCCGCGCAGGGCUGGCCAAGGAAUGCGAGGAGGACCAGUUCCGGUGCCAGAACGGCCGCUGCAUCCCCUCUGUGUGGAGAUGCGACGAGGACGAUGACUGCUCGGACAACAGCGACGAGGACGACUGCCCCAAGAAGACCUGUAUGGACACCGACUUCACCUGUGACAACGGCCACUGCAUCCCCGAGCGGUGGAAGUGUGACGGCGAAGAGGAGUGUUCUGACGGCUCCGAUGAGUUCCAGGCCACCUGCCCCAAGCAGGUGUGUCCUGCAGAGAAGCUGAGCUGUGGACCCACCAGCCACAAGUGUGUGCCCGCCUCGUGGCGCUGCGACGGGGAGAAGGACUGCGAGAGUGGAGCGGACGAGGCCGGCUGUGCCACCUCACUGGGGACCUGCCGUGCAGACGAGUUCCAGUGUGGGGACGGAGCCUGUGUCCCUGCAGUCAAGCGCUGCAACCAGGAGCAGGACUGCCCAGACGGGAGUGAUGAAGCUGGCUGCCUAACGGAGUCCACAUGUGAGGGUCCCCGCAGAUUUCAGUGUAAGAGUGGCGAGUGCGUGGACGGCGGGAAAGUGUGUGAUUCGCAGAGGGACUGCCGGGACUGGUCGGAUGAGCCUCUGAAAGAGUGUGGGCUGAAUGAGUGUCUGCACAACAACGGCGGCUGCUCCCACAUCUGCAAUGACCUCAAGAUCGGCUUUGAGUGCACCUGCCCAGCAGGCUACCGGCUCCUGGACCAGAAGACCUGUGGCGACAUAGAUGAGUGCGAGGAUCCAGACGCCUGCAGCCAGAUCUGUGUCAAUUACAAGGGCUACUUUAAGUGCGAGUGCCACCCUGGCUACGAGAUGGACACGCUGACCAAGAACUGCAAGGCUGUUGCUGGCAGGAGCCCGUCCCUAAUCUUCACCAACCGGCACGAGGUGCGGAGGAUAGACCUGGUGAAGCGGGACUACUCACGCCUCAUCCCCAUGCUCAAGAACGUCGUGGCGCUAGACGUCGAAGUGGCCACCAAUCGUAUCUACUGGUGUGACCUCUCUUACCGCAAGAUCUACAGCGCGUACAUGGACAAGGCCAGCGACCCGGCAGAGCAGGAGGUCCUCAUCGACGAGCAGCUACACUCUCCAGAGGGCCUGGCGGUGGACUGGGUCCACAAGCACAUCUACUGGACCGACUCGGGCAACAAGACCAUCUCGGUGGCCACAGUCGAUGGCAGCCGCCGACGCACUCUCUUCAGCCACGACCUCAGUGAGCCCCGGGCCAUCGCCGUCGACCCCCUGCGAGGGUUCAUGUAUUGGUCUGACUGGGGGUACCAGGCCAAGAUUGAGAAGUCUGGGCUCAACGGUGCGGACCGGCACACACUGGUGUCAGACGAUAUUGAGUGGCCCAACGGAAUCACCCUGGAUCUGCUGAGCCAGCGCUUAUACUGGGUCGACUCCAAGCUGCACCAGCUGUCCAGCAUUGACUUCAGCGGCGGCCACAGAAAGAUGCUGAUUUCCUCCCCCCACUUCCUGGGCCACCCUUUUGGGGUGGCUGUGUUUGAGGACAAGGUGUUCUGGACAGACCUGGAGAACGAGGCCAUUUUCAGUGCAAAUCGGCUCACUGGCCUGGAAAUCUCCGUCCUGGCUGAGAACCUCAAUAACCCGCAUGACAUCGUCAUCUUCCACGAGCUGAAGCAGCCAAGAGCUGGAGAUGCCUGUGAGCUGAGUGCCCAGCCCAGCGGCGGCUGCGAGUACCUGUGCCUGCCUGCUCCUCAGCUCUCCAGCCACUCUCCCAAGUACACGUGUGCCUGUCCCGACACCAUGUGGCUGGGCCCCGACAUGAAGAGGUGUUACCGAGCUCCUCAAUCUACCUCAACUACGACGUUAGCCUCUACCACAGUGAGGCCCGAAGCUGACUCUGCGAGAGCGCCUGGGACCGCCAUCCACAGCCCCACCCACCAGAACCACAGCACAGAGACGCCGCGCCUGGCAGCUGCAGCCCCAAGCUCAGUCAGUGUUCCCAGGGCUUCCAGCAUCGGCCCGUCUACCCCAAGCCCUGCAACCAGCAACCACUCCCAGCACUACGGGAACGAAGGCGGCAAGACGGGCUCAACGGUCACUGCUGCUGUCAUUGGGAUCGUUGUGCCCAUGGCGGUGAUAGCCCUCCUGUGCAUGAGCGGCUACCUGAUCUGGAGAAACUGGAAGCGGAAGAACACCAAAAGCAUGAACUUUGACAACCCCGUGUACAGGAAAACAACCGAGGAGGAGGAUGAAGAUGAGCUCCACAUCGGGAGGGCUGCUCAGAUUGGCCAUGUCUACCCUGCAGCAAUCAGCAGCUUUGAUCGCCCACUGUGGGCAGAGCCCUGUCUUGGGGAGACCAGAGAACUGGAGGACCCAGCCCCUGCCCUCAAGGAGCUUUUGGUCUUGCCGGGAGAACCAAGGUCACAGCUGCACCAACUCCCGAAGAACCCUCUUUCCGAGCUGCCUGUCGUCAAGUGCAAGCGAGUGGCAUUAAGCCUUGAAGAUGAUGGACUGCCCUAAGGAUGGGACCACUCCCUUCAUGCCUCACGGAAUUCAGUUCCAUGCACUACACUCUCUGGAUGGUGUAUGCCUGGACGGAAGGAUUUCUGUAUGGGUCUGUGUGAGUGUGUGCGUGUCUGUGUGUGCGUGUAUGAUUUUAAUUUAUGUUGCAGAAAGGUAACCACAAAGUUAUGAUGAACUGCAAACAUCCAAAGGAUGUGAGAGUUUUUAUAUGUAUAAUGUUUUAUACACUUUUUAACUGGUUGCACUACCCAUGAGGAUUUCAUGGAAUGGCUACUGCUGAGUGACUAACAUGAUGUACAUAACCAAAUGGGGCCGAUGGUACAGUAGCUUACUCAUCAUUUAAAAACUAUAUUUACAGAGAGAAUAUUUGAUUUCGGGGGGGCUUUUUUAGGUUUUGGAGUUUUGGGGUUUUUUUUGUAAAUAAAAUGAUUAUGCUUUGUGGCUAUCCAUCAACAUAAAAAAGAAAAGAAAAAUAAGCACCUCAACUCCCUCCCCAAUUUAGAUUAUUUAUUAACAAACUUCAUAAAUAAGAUUAGUUCUAUAAAUCAUUUAGAGACAUGAGAGUAUUUAUUUUUGGUAUGAUUGGCCCACCACACAGACUCUGUGUGCAUUGUGUUUGUCUGCAUGUGUGUGCAAGAGAAAACUCUAGAGAAGAGGCGCACCUAUGGCGGUUGUUCGAUAGAUAUAUUUUAAGCCAGUCCACAGAGGGUAUCUGGAGUUUUCAGAGAAUUAGCCUUUGGAACUCUGGCUCAGAGAACAGACACCAUGGUGUGUGCAAACAUGUAGCGGCAGAGGCGGAACCUCCCCAGCUCUGGCUAUUCCUGGGACCCGACUCGGGAAAAGCCCUUCAGCUCACCCGUGGCUGCUGGGACUCCCCCCUGGGCUUUCUCUUAUGUGGCUAAGGCCAGCGUACAGACUUUACACGGUGCCAGAAGUCCUCGUGAGCUCAGGUGAGAACAUGCCUAAACCUUGGCUACUCCUGUUUUAAAGUUCAGCAUUUCAAGUAACUUCAUUUUCCUUCAGGACACUUGGGUUGAAUUCAUUAAGGUUGAAUUCCUUACUGAUAGAGAGCUAAGUGGAGAUGUUUCCAGAACAGCCCAAGUUUACUCUAGGGACUGGCUUAGGCACAGAACCCCUGGGAUGCACUAUGGAUGAGGAUAAAGAUGGUGGAAUAAGUUUUGUUACAUCUCCAUCUCUCCCUUCCUUACUCUCCCAUUUCCUUUAGGUGGGGAAGAGUAAUACUUAGGUUUGUUGCCAUCAUGUGUUCGCAUAGAUGAAACUAAUGUGGGGCUUAAGGCAGUAAAGGUGGACAAACCUAAAGUCCUAUUUGAGGGGGAAAUGGCAUCCGCAAUAUUAUAGGACACUGGAUAUAUGUUCACACAGAAGUUUGGUUUACUGCUUUGUAAAUAAAAGGAAGAACUCUAGGUCUAUGUACAGCUUUGCUUCACCAUGGACACUUCCUUUGCCUCUCCUGGGCCUUGGGGUGGCGGGGAGAAGUGUUCAUCUCUCUUUGUGGGGUCUACCAUUAAAAACAUAAUCCAAUAGUCCCAGAAGGAAUUCAGUCCCCGCUGGCUCUAUCGUCCAAGGUCUUUUCUUAACUCUGCUGUUCCACACUGUACUCCCACUGGACAACCAGGAACAAGAUGUGACACAGCGUGUUUGGCUUCAGUAGGGGCAGAGGACAUGUACCUAACCUCAGCAUACCUGGAACUUGGCCCAUGUAAGCAAAUUCCUCUCCCCUACUUCCAAGUUGCCCCCAACUCAGUAAACCUUGGAUGUCUCGCCCAUUGCUACCCUUUGAGUUUCCAGACAGACAUUCUGGAGUUCUGUCACCCUGUUCCUAGGACCUUUCUUUCUCUCCGUCACUCAUGAUCUGCUAGAUUCUGGGAAAACAACCGUAUUCUGGAGCCUGGGCACUAUGCUUUGAAAAAACAAGCAAUUUCCUCAUGAUAUGUAUGUGCUGAUAGUCCUGAAACGUCCAUUAAGAGGGAAAGAUGCAUUGACUUAGAAUGACUGUUACCAAAUAGAAUUUUAAAAACAUCCGGCCAACUCCUAUGGAGCUUAAUCACUUACUACUAUUCUUUCAAGAAUAAAAAGUAAAAUAAUUUUUGACUGGAGAAAAAUUAUGAAAGUGAAAAGUCAUUGAAAUUUACACAAAAACAAGCAACUUUUUCUGUAACCUGCCUCCAAAGAAAUAGAAUUUCCUGGGGAAAUUAUAAUAGUGUCUAAUGCCUAAUAUCUAAACUUUCAGUCAGAUCCUGGCCUUCACAGAAAAAAUAAUGAAUGGGAUCAGGAUGAUUCAGCCUGAUAUCUCAAAAUGAAGAUGAAACACAACUUUCUCAGAGAUACCCAUGUUUUCUGAAUAUGCUGCAACUGCAGUUUGAAAGAGGCAGCUAUGGGAGCAGCCUACAAAAAACCAAAUUGUGGAAUACUCACGUGUUGGAUGGUAGUAACGUAGAUGAAAUCCGAGGACUCAAGUCCAUCCUCUAGCCCUGAAGGCUUUAAGCGUCAUUCUGAGGUUUAGUUGCAUUUCUGUUGCUUUUUGCCCUGAUGCCGUCAUAUACCAACAGUCGGGAACAGGUCAGAGAGUCAUUGGACUAUACGUAGAGCUGGAGGACGCUUAGAAACAACACCAAGAGGGCAGAAGGUGUAUCAGACCAUUGUUCUCUAUUUAAAAGAAACGCUGCGGUCCUUUUCCUCCCUUUUCUUCUCCAGUUGACUACUUUGCACUGCCUGAACAUUGAACCAAACCUGCCACCUAUCUUUCCAACAGGAUUAUGAAGGCACUGGCAGAAAUGGCCUUCCAGAAACAGGGAAAACUACAAUGUCAUUUAUUUACUUUUGAUGGCAUGAUUAUUUUAAAAAUAGAUGGAGAUAACCUGUAACCUCAGGAUGAGAUUGGAUUUAAAUUUAUGGCAAUAAACACUGUGGAUCCCUCCAAUUCUCUCUUGGCGAUUGCAAUAUAUGCAUUCAAUGAACCCAUUUGCUAGGUAUCAGCUAAGUGUUGGGCACUGCAGAAGUAUAGGUCAGUCAAACAUUUUCUGUCCCUGUGGCACUCACAGUGGCAGUAGAGGAAGACGUGGAAACAAAAAAAGAAUAGAUUCUUUUCAGAAUAAUGUUAUGAUACUAAGUGGUCAUUUCUACCGAAGGAGAUAAUGGGGUCAAGAAAGCCACCACAGGAGAAGUGACCUUAAGUCUUAAAAACUAAGUAGGGAUGUCAGGCUGCUUCAGGCAGAAGAAACACAACUAAGACACAGAGGCAUGAAACGGCAUGGGGACUUUCAUGAACUGCAUGUAAUUCAUUACAAUGAGCAAAAAGCUCAAGGGGGACGUAGCAAGCAAUGAGCUGGAUGGAAAGACAGGUUCAACAUAAGCACUUUAUAGAAUACUCCUAUUUAACUUCUGAUUUAAUUAAGCAAACAUUCCUUGGUCAUUCACUGUGUGCAAGGCACCAAGUGCACGGGAAAUUCAUCAGGAUGUGUUGCCAGCACUUGGAGACAUGACAGUCUUGAGCCUCAAGCUUUCCGGUGGCCAAAGAGACACAGUGACUGUUUUUCAUAUAUUCGAGUUGAAGUUUUGUGAUAUGGUCUAUGAAAACUAAUAUAAGGGCAGUGGGAUUUUCACAGAAGCAUUCCAUGUUGCCAAGAGCCUCUGAGAUUUCUUCCACAGAGAGAAAGAAAACUGGGAGUUUUGAAGACGUGGAGUUUGCAGAGGGGACCCCAAGAACUGUCCAGUCUGGCGCUUGUGGGAACUGGGGAGAGGGCACAGGAAUGUGAGCCUCCCCACCUCACUCCCUAACGUCAGCCAUACACUCAUUUCACAGAAUAGAAAUGGUUAGCAGUUAACCGGCUCAGAGUAAAUUAUCUCCUUUCCCAUCAAUGCAUGAAGAUAAGGUAUUGGAGUCUUUUUACAUGGUAUUUUUAGAGUAUUGGGGAUUUUCAGGAUAUGGAGAACUUAGAGGUGGAGGAAUUACAGCUUCAAAUUUCCAGUCAAUAAAAGAAAUCAGGAAUCCCUAUUCAUUCAGGCUAUGCACCAUGUGCAUAGUCAGGAGUCAGCAGAAACCCUCUGUAUUUGCAAACACUUUGUGCUAUAAAAAAUAAUUUUAAAAGAGCCACCUGUAUAUGUAUAUAUUUAAAGACAUGAAGGUUUUGAUACUUUUUUACAAAAAUUACAAGAGAAAACAAAUACCUGUACAAACCAUGUGUUUUAAAAUAGCAUUUUGUUCUAUACAAGCUGUUGUUAAUUUGGGGGUGAAGUACUGUUUCGCAAACUCCAUCACAUUGUACCCAAACGAAUUUUCCCUGUUUGUCUCCCUCCCCCCCCCACACACACAUGUCCCCAAAUUACCAUAUCUGAUGUUUGAUGUAACAGGCAUGUUAGAAUGUUGGGUCACACUAACCAUCCCUGCUCUCUUUGUCUUAUUCCAAAUUCCAUUGUCUUCUGUCCUCAGUCCCCUUUGCAGUCUGGCCUCUCUUCCAGAGGCAACGGGUGGUGUGCUGCGUCUCACUAGCUGUACCGGCAUCAUCUUGGUGAACUAAAAAGCAAAUGUGGACAUUUGUAAAAUCAGUGCACUGUUUCUAGAGAAAGAUUAAAUUCCUUUUUUAAAAUCUGGAA